AUGCUCUGUGCACCGCUGCUUCUGUCGGGCGUGCUGUGCACUGCCCUGGCCGGCUCCAUCUCUGGCCCCAAGGAGUGCGCCAAGGGCCCGGCCGUGUGGUGUCGGGACCUGCAGGCGGCGACGAGAUGCGGGGCCGUCCGGCAUUGCCGCGUUUCGGUCUGGAGCCAGCCCACCACCAGGUCCCUGCCCUGUGACUUGUGCCUGGAUGUGGCAGCCACUGCCAGCAACGGGCUGAACCCCGAGGCCACCGAGACCGAUGUCCUGGCUGCAGUGAUGAAGACCUGUGAGUGGCUUCCCAGCCAGGAGUCUUCGGUCAAAUGCAAGGGGAUGGUGGAUGCCCACUACUCAGCCGUCCUGAGCAUGCUUGGCGGGGACCUGGGCAGUGCCCCAGGACAGGUAUGCACGGCUCUCACCCUCUGCCAGCCGCUGCAGAGGCACCUGGCCACCCCAAGGCCACUCUCCGAGGAGGACAUAUACGACGUGGUGGCCCCGUUCGUGGCCAAUGGCCUCCUCAGCUCCCGGCGUCAGCAGAUUGCCGCGGGCACUGUGUGCCAGGACUGUGUCCGGCUGGUCACCCGGCUCCAGGGUGCCCUUGGGCCCGGCCUGUCCAGCCUGGCACAGGUGACCACACGGGAACAGUGCAAGUCCCUGGGGCCGGGCCUGGCUUUCCUUUGCAAGAACUACAUCCACCAGCUUUUUGCUCCUGCUGAGCAAACACUGAGGUUCAUGCUGCCCAGCGAGAUCUGCGGGAAGGAGGGCUUCUGUGAGGAGCGGCAGGGAACCCCCAACUCGGCUCACGUGGCUGCCGUGGACGGAGUCCCUGCCCUGGAGCUGGCGUCUCCGUGGAAGAAGAGCGAGGUGCAGAUGCAGGGUCCCGUGGCCUGUGACGUGUGUCUGCAGGUGGUGCAGAGGCUGGACCACUGGCUGGAAAGCAGCAGCAGCAGGACCCUCAUCAGCCAGGCCCUGGAGCGUGUGUGCUCCGUGCUGCCCCCUCCCGUGGUCCGGGAGUGCAUCAAGCUGGUGGAUACCUACAUCCCCACCCUGGUGGACGUCCUGAGCAGACUCACUCCAGAAAAGAUGUGCAUGGUCAUCCGACUGUGCAGGGGAUGGAGGCGGGCCCGGGCGGUCCACGAGGGCCCCACGAACCCACCCCCUGGCCUCCUGGACAAGGACAGUCUCUGCAGGGGGUGCCAGCGGCUGUUCGGUCUGUCCGUCCAUAACCUGGAGCAGAAGAGCACCGAGCACCGCAUCCUGCGGGCCUUCAAGCUCGCCUGCGGCAUCCUGCCCCUGCCCUUCGUGAUGCAGUGCGGCCGCUUCGUGAGCGAGUACCAGCCCGUGCUCAUGGAGACCCUCAGGGACAUGAUGGACCCGACCACCCUCUGCACGAAGUUGCAUGCUUGCCACGACCCCAGGGACACGCUGCUGGGCACCGACCAGUGUGUCCUGGGCCCAAGCUUCUGGUGCCAGAGCCGGGAGGCAGCCCAGAUGUGCAACACGGUGGAGCACUGCCAGCGCCGCGUGUGGAAGGAGGCGCCCUUGCAAGCCGAGAGCUUGGGUGACAGCGGCUGCCCGAGCCAGGAUGCCCCUCCCCUCGAGAGGCCCGCCUCUCCUUGA
Molecule: messenger RNA, 1614 nt
Organism: Budorcas taxicolor (takin)
Lineage: Eukaryota; Metazoa; Chordata; Mammalia; Artiodactyla; Bovidae
Gene: PSAPL1
Product: prosaposin like 1
Exons: 1
Coding region: 1-1614 (537 amino acids)
Biological process (GO): sphingolipid metabolic process
Cellular component (GO): lysosome
Source: RefSeq, a predicted model, not a curated record